AUGGGUGAGCUGGGGUUGCGUAUGCCUGCAACCGUUAGCACCCUUAUGAAAGAAAUUUCAACCAUUGGGCGAAAGCCUAGGGGCCUCGCCAAAACUCGUAGGCGCUCAUCGUUUGAAGGGCUAUACCGGCAAACUCACGAAUGCCCCUGAAAUCAGCUCCUCUCCUCAGAGCUUCGCACACUCCUGGUCUUUCUCCCCAGUCUCCCUUUGUUACACAUACAAUCCUCACCCAAACACUCUUUCCCCUUGUCGAGCGGAAAUUUUGUUCAUCUUGAGCACAACGACGCCUGUACCUUCUGGAUGGCGGCAAGUGCUACGGCCAUGUCAACAAAAACAAGGCACCAAAUGCUCCAGCACAAGGGGGGGCGUCCCCCCAUUGCACUACACCAACAAACCAACAAACCUCGUCGGAGGCAAACGCUUCGGGCGACGACUCGGACCUCGAUGAGGAUGAGGUCGAUUCCAAACUCUCGGCAGCUUUGAUCGCGUUUCCCCUCAAGUCCUCGGUAUCGACAGCCUCGGGGCUUUCAGACUCUCGCGAGGCCCGUUCGAGGGACUCCGACGAGGCUUCGGCAGACGAGGGUUACUACGGAGUCGAAAACGACGAUUCAGACGAGAGUUCAAUCGACAACAUCGUCUCGGCACUACUCCUGGCUCGGAACGACAAGAAGAUCCUCGACCGGCACACGUACGAGCCCUCUCGACAGGACAAAGAGCUAUCGAACACGACGCGCCAGGCAAUUCUCUCAAACAUGAUCCUCACGACUGCAGAGCACAACGAGCUCCGUCUCAGGCCGCUCGUUCUCAAUUGUCGCAAGCAGAAGUCCGAAUGGGAAUUUGUACGCAAACUUCCUGUCCUGGAGCUCCCAAAGUUCAUGGCUACAGAGGUGUGUCGAAGCUGCGUGGUGCGCUGCGUUCUGUUUCGUCCUGUGAUCGACAUAACUUUUAUUGGUGCGGUCUAUCAACAGAAGCAUGACUGGGCUCCACGCAAAUAUGAACGCUGUCUCGCUGUCAUCGAGCGACCUUACGGUGAUGCGCCCUCGUCUACUCAUCAUCAACAUCCGUCGGAGGUUCUACGAAUUACCCAUCGUUACUCGGGGGCCUGCAAAAGAGUUCAGGUUAAGGAUGGCAAACUUGGGUACAAGAAACGAGACAAUGACAAGGACCCCGGGAAAACAUGUUCUACUCAACUCAAGGUGGUCAUGCCGGAUAUGAAACCAAAGGAUCUUGGUUUGGGUUACUGACAAGUCUCACUGUUAUCUCCUUUGUCCCUUGUGCAGAUCCUUGUUCAGGCCGACGAUCUUUCAUCGGCGCUGGUGUACACCCUCGGCAACCACGAACGACGUCAACCACCACCGCACGUCCGACGUCCAGCCCCUUUCAUUCGUGCGUUGGCGCAUCAGGAAGUCUUUCGACAGGCCAACACGCCCACGCUCGCAUUUCAAAGUGAGUGUGUGCUCCCAAGUUUGCACAGGAAGUUUUCAUUUCGCAAGACUGACCAUCAGUUCCUUUCUCGUUGAUGAACUCGAUCAUUUCACAGAUAUUAACAAGCGGAUGUCGGUCUGGGAGAAACAGAACGAGGUCAUUCUCCCACAAUACAGAAAAGUCAGCGCAAAGCAGCUGCGCAAUAUGUUCAGGGCAAAAAGUCGAAAGAACGCGCAGCAUGGUUCUUCUUUGUACUCGCUAGCUCGCACGGCUGAAUUGAGGCCGCUAACCCUUCAAAAUGCAACGGAGCCCGAGACACGCGGAGUGGCCUAGUGAGUGAUCACGAUCCAAGCUGCUUGCAAAUCUGAUAAGCUAACAAGCGUCGGAGGUAUUUACCCUUCUCAGCUUUCAGCCUUUCAACGAGAAAACGAAGCAGCCGUUGAUCUGCGUCCUCGCCUCCCUCCACUCCAUCGACGUGUUGAUUUCGUUCGCCACAGCUGGGAACGAUUCAGGAGAUUGGUCGCGGUUCGUUGGACUUGACUCAAGCUAGCGAUAUCUGAACGAGAACCGCGCUCCCCUCACCGUCCUCGUCGCGACUGGCUUGAAAGAUAGACUUGCGUUAGGUGAGAGCCUGGGAAGCACUUGAAAGAAAUUUCCGGACGAGUACAAAGACUCACUUCAUCGCUUACGUCUUGUCUUAUUCAGGUCCUAUGCUUCUGUCCAGUGAUGUGAAGGCAGAGACUCUCGUCAUCUACUUGGAUACGGUAAAGAGUCUGGUCGAGGAGCGCGCCGCGAUCCUUGUAAGGGGUGCGUCAUAAGAUGGGUUGACCAGGGUGUGCUGCCGAUACGACAGUUCUGAGAGGAAUCGCUCACACCCCUCUGUACCGUCGACGAUUCGCAUUCGUACUUCAGAAGCUCGUAAGAAUGGGCACAACCCACCCGGCGAGUCCACCCCCCGGUUGCCGAAUCUUCUCCAAAAUGCCGAAUUCAUCUUGAAAAAUCAGUGGCAACCACCAAAUGUCAUGAUCGACAAAUGUCGGACUGAGCUCAACGCCCUGACACUCUGUAAGCGCCGAUGCUUGCUACUAUAUGACAUGUGCACAUUGCUCUCACAAUUCUAAAUUCCUUACGAUCGUUGAUGAUCGUCCUCUUUUGCAUAUAGGGAAAGAAAAGCACAACCUCAACUUUCACAUACGCCUUUGCCAGUUCCACGUGGUUCAGGCCAUUAUUCGGUGGUCCAGUGACAGCAAUGACGGCGAAAGAGGCAACACCGUCAAGCCUUCUCGGAUUGCUCGCAAGACGUUGAUCAACAUUUUGUACGACUUUCGAUCCAUCAUCCAGCGCUUUCGUUUCAUACGCAACGAGCAUGAAACAGAUGCCGAGGCGACAGAUCGGCGCUCGGCUGAGUUUGAAGCGAAGAAGCAGGCGUUCUUCAAAAAAUCGGACGCAUGGAUCGACAAAGAGUUCCAAAGUUGUCGCAAGCCAUCAGCAAACAGACCAGAGAUCAUCAAGGGGCCCGAACCGAGUCGCAACAGCCGAGAAGAAGAACAAUUGCAAGCGAAGAAGGAUAACUUUCGGGUGUACUUCAAUGUCAACUGGUUCGUACCAGAGUGGAUUGGUGAGUCUUACUUCUUCCUUCUUUACGUGUUCUCUCACAGUUUCUUUGGCUCACACAUUUCCACAAUUCUGAAGAAACAUACACAGAUGAUGGUUUACCCCUUGGUGUUUCAUGGGACGCCAUCAACACCAACAACGUGACUGAACGAGCCUUCAAGACCAUCCAGCAAGACCACCUCCAUUGCCGAGCCAACAAGAGGUAUUGAGCAGCACCGGACUCAAGGAGCGAAUCUCGACGGAAGAGCUGACACUUCUGCUUGCGCUUUGCACCUGCUAGGAUCGACAAUGCUCUAGUUUAUGACAUUUGGAAGGACGUAUCGGAUGCACAACCGGAUCAUAUUCUUCGAGAUACUCUGGCAAACUCGAUGGACAUCUGGGAGCUUGGACAGUUCCGCCCUACCGAAAAGGAAGGACAGUGGGUACUGAGUUUACGGCGAGUUUUUAUCGGUUAUCAAUGCCUUGGCUACCAAGCCCUUACUGACGCGAGAAUGCUUCGGAUUUUUAACUCAGAUCCAUGGAUUUACCAAUCACCCUCGAUAAUCGCGCGCCUUAUUGUCCUUGUCGCGCAUUCAAGCAAACGGGAAAGAAAUGCGCUCAUCUUUGGGCGUGCGAUCUGCUGGUUCACAAUGGCGACUACCACACAGCGAUGAGUGCGUCCGAAAGCUUUGAUCAACCUCGUAGCAGCUUCACCACCAUACAGUCUGACAGUUGGCGUAACCCUUUUCCCGCAGAUCGCAUCAUGGCAGCAGCAGCAGCGGCAGAAGGAAAGUCGGACAUAUGGGACGGAACAAAAUCAAGCAAGCUCCACGACGCCUCCGUCGAAGCCUUGGUCGACGAAGUGUUGGACUCUAAAACGCCAACGACUUUGGAUGACGACGACGAGCCAGACGAGCCCUUGUCGGAGGACGAACUCGACGAACGCGACGAGGUUGAUUCGGAAGUCGAGGACGACGACGAACGCGCUGCCGAUGCCGCUGAUGUUGCUGAAUUUCAGCCCAACUGCUCAACUGUAAAAGGUGAGCAAUGUCUUAACACCUUGCCGGAAUGGAGAGUUCCGUUCUGAUCUGGUCCCGUUCUGUCGCACAGGCAGAUCAGCCAGGAAUCGGCCCUUGCAACCUCAUCGUGGCAAGAAGACAGCCAAACGCAAACUCUCAAAAUUGAAGUCAAAUUCAGGGGUCACGCUCGAGCACUCGGGGAGAGUCGAUGGCAAAGCAACCGCAGCAAUUAGACGUUUGAUACGCGACAAGCUCAAUUCUAACCAACUUCGUCCAAAAACUUCCAAACACACCAUCUUUGACAACGGAACCACUCAGUUUGGGAAGACCCGUGGACGCCCACGUGAGACAAAAGUUUCCAACAACUUAUCCUCGACCAAGGAUCACGCGGCUGCCAAGCGAAUGGCGGCCAUUCCCGAGGUCAUUGACAUCGAAGAACUGAGCGACGACGCGAAGCCACCAUGCCAGCUCGCACCGUUACAAGAAGGACGUCUUCCACUCGACAUCUACGAUGUGGUUCAGCCGGAGGAGCGCCGAAGCAAUGUUUCUGCCGUCAAGGACAUUAUCAAGCUCAUUCCCGACGACAUUCAGAAGGUUGAUUGGGACGUAUUCCUCGACAUUCACGCCGGCGACCACGCACCAGGUUUGAACUUGAGCUCCUUGCGCGAAAUGGCCAAUGUGACUUUGUGGUUGAGGGCUUCGCACAUCGAUGCUUUCAGCAGCGCUAUCAACCGGUUCCACGGCCAAUUGCCUUUCAAUGGUCGAUCAAAAGAGGUUCGCGACUUUGAACCGACGUGCUACGCAUUCUAUCUCGAAGGAGGGAAGUGCGCGAAGGGAAUUGGAGGCACUCGACCAACCGAGCGGCAGCAGGGUGAGUUCGGAUGAGAGUUGGCGAGCAUAGCUUUCUAGCAUCAUUGGCAGGAGGCCUGCCUCUUCGUUGCGCCGCCCCCUCACCAGAUUCUCCUUUCUCGAACACCAGUUCUACCCUUCUCAACUCAUGUCACCAAUCAUUGGAUCCUUGUCGUCGCACGUCUUUCGGAUUGUACAUUUCGCGUGCACGACUCUCUUUUUGGCAGGGAGAACAUGCGCAAGGAGGCAAGCGAAAGUCUCGAUGUGAGUUCAUUCUCUAACGAUCACAAAGCACUUCCAAAGGCAAUCAAUCUCUGCGCAGCCGCUGACGUCAUUCGCCCUUUCUGCCUGCCAGUCAAUCAUCAAUUUCUUGGAGACUCGUGCACAGGGACCGAUAGAGCGCAUCACUGGAGGCAUCGAUCGACCGACGGUCCCGUACAAAAAUUGGAAGCGAUUAAUUGUCAAAGCGGCGAAGGUCGGCGAUCAGCCUCAACCGGAUAGAUAUCCUCAACAGACUGAUGGCAACGCGUGCGGGGCGUUCGUGUGCCGAGCGAUGGAAACCCUGGUGUGCGCAGCAGUCGCCAAAACGGAACCCGAUUGGAGCUGGGGCCUACAGGUUGAGCCUGGAAGAUUUUAUUCCGAGCUUCGAGACUACAUGUUGGAUGUCACCCUGCACUCUCGUCUACGUUGCGACAUGAGCUCGUCUUGGUUUUCGGGCUCGCCGGAGUCUCCAACCAUCUCGUGUGAUACUCGUGAUCCAGACAACGCAUUGGAUAUCAGUAACCCUCAUGGCAAUACACAGCCUGGAGAUUACGCUGGUGAGUUCAAAAUUGAAGCUCCUGCGUGCUCUAUUGUCCUAUAGAGCUCUGCUCUCCUUGUGUCCCUCUUUAUUUCGGAAUGACUUAACCCUGAUCCCAUCACUCGGCCAUUGUUUCGUGCGCAGGCUACAGCAGUGACGACGCUGAAGAAGUCUCACAACUUCUCAGUAAGUUCCGGGACAGAAAAUGCAACUUCUUCACUUUGCUUGUGCCCUUGCUCCACAAUUGUCACUCAAUGAUCCUUCCUCUCUUCGUGUCUGCGUCGCGCUAGUUCCCACCCCUGGGUCUACGAGAUCCGUAACCUUCGAGGGGUCAAGGCUGGCAAAAAAUGUUUCGUCCUCUGUUGACACAGUCAUCACCCAGCACCCACAAGCUCACAGUUUGUCGCACCUGGGAUCUGUACAAGGAAACAAAAUAUCGACAGCACGAACUCGUCUUGCAUCGGACCAAUCCGGCACUCCCUCGAGCCUCAGAAACCGACCAACGCUCGCCUUUCCUUCAUUUCCGUCAGUACUUGCCACGCGCGAUAUCGAACACACCCAAAAAGUAUGCAAGUACUCCGCGUUUCCUCAAGACAGUAGCUCUUCUACGGUUGUAACUCCCAGCAAACGGCGUCAUUCGGAAGCGGAAAGCGUGACCUCGAGCACCAGUCGGCGGAAAGCUUGCUCGCAAUGUCGAGACCGGAAGUUGAAGUGUGAUCUAGGACAGCCACGCUCGAAGUAG
Microbotryum saponariae is the source of this 6427-nucleotide messenger RNA. The record is from the annotation of a GenBank genome assembly. Lineage: Eukaryota; Fungi; Basidiomycota; Microbotryomycetes; Microbotryales; Microbotryaceae.